AUGGCCGUUCCUGCCUGCUCUCAGUGUAAAAGAGCCGGCAAGGAAUGCGUGGGCUACCGGGACGAGCUCCCUCUGUUGUUCCGAGAUGAGAAUGCUCGCACCAUCAGACGAGCUACAGCUGGCAAGGCUCGAUCCAGAGCUCAAAGAAAGGAUGCAGAAUCCGAUUCUGCUUCUGCUGGUUUGCAGCUGAUGAGGUCGAAUAUUACGGCUAACUCAUUACCCUCGACCUUGCCAUCCCUUGAUAUGGACAAACUUGGGUUGCAAUUCUUCGUCCAUCACUUCUCCACUUACGCCUGGCUGGGCCGAUGCCCGCCUCAGAACCUUGCAUCGCCUUUCCUGCGUCGAAUCGGUGAAGAUGAGACGCUGAGAAGCGCGGUCGCUUCGGUCGGGUUAGCUGCCCUCUCGAAUAUUCGAAAGGAUGAGGCCAUCUUACGUGGAGCACGCCAGCGGUAUGGUCAAGCCAUCAGGGCAAUCCAGAACACACUGAGAUCUAAGAAGGCUUAUCAACUGGACGGUACCAUGAAGAUGAUCUUGAUGGUGGCUUUAUUUGAGAUUGUCGACGCCAGCCCGACGUCAAAGCUAUCAUGGAUUGUGCAUUUGCAAGGUGCAGCAGCCUUGCGAAAUCAGUCGCCACGAGAAUUCUUCAGCAAGAACCAUCGUGCUCAUAUCAUGUUCGCGUUUACUUUGAUUUUCAAGUACUUUCAGACCGGAGGACACUUUCCACCGGAAUUAGAAAGUUGGUCGGCGCCGGAUAUACCUGUCGAGGCCGACGACGACUUUCCUGCUGUUUCACUGAUCGAGAUCCUCCUCAGUUUCAUCCGUCUAUGUGCCAGUCUCUCUGAUCGCGAUGAUCAACAAAUAGGCAGCGCCUUGAUGGAGGCACUGGCCUGCGAAACGCAACUCGAGGUCUGGUCAACGAGCCUUCCCGCCAAAUACGGUUACAUGGAGAAAGUCUCAACAGAUGCCUCGCAAUACUUCCAUGGUCGCUUCCACAUCUAUGAGGACGUCUGGGCUUCGCGCAUUUUAGUAUACUAUCGCCUGGGCCGCCUCCUGGUGAAUGAGCUGAUAUUGCACCUCGUAUCCCGAUGUGAUACUUCAAUGGACCAAAUACAGCAGACGGUCCAUGUCCGCAAUACGAUCAUUCAGAUGGCCGUCGAUAUUUGCGUAGCCGCCGCGAGCCAGCCUCUGUUUGUGGAUUAUAUGAGCCUCAACAGAAGCCACGGAAUGCCUCCACUGAGUGGUGUCUUCAUGUUGAUGUACCCUCUUGCAGUGGCUGCAACUGCAAGUGGGGUGUCGGACGACCUCCAUCAAUGGGUGUUGCAUACCCUUGAUCAUAUUGGUCAGACCAUGGGUAUCCGUCAGGCUUUGUUGAUGAGGGCCGAGGUAGCACAGUGGCACAACCCGCAGGUCUUGUUGCCCAUCAUAGGUGUUGAGAAGUACCUGCAACACGUUCAGCCGACCGUGAUUGGCAGUACCUUCAAUAGCUGUUCUUCCAUUGACUGGCGCGGCAGCAGCAGCUACAUGCGAAGCACAUUCGAGGAGCUGUAG
Molecule: messenger RNA, 1548 nt
Organism: Aspergillus thermomutatus
Lineage: Eukaryota; Fungi; Ascomycota; Eurotiomycetes; Eurotiales; Aspergillaceae
Exons: 3
Coding region: 1-1548 (515 amino acids)
Source: RefSeq, a predicted model, not a curated record